Messenger RNA from Sphaerulina musiva SO2202, 840 nucleotides. RefSeq names its product OsmC-like protein. The transcript has 4 exons. Bases 81 to 602 code for a protein of 173 amino acids. The record is from RefSeq and is a predicted model, not a curated record. Lineage: Eukaryota; Fungi; Ascomycota; Dothideomycetes; Mycosphaerellales; Mycosphaerellaceae. Gene Ontology annotation, biological process: response to oxidative stress.
CUCCAUCAGAAGACGCAGCGACAGACGGUACAUAGCACAUCGCCUCUUGCACCAGACCAGACGUAUCAUAUCCCGCCGAGAUGAUGACUACCUGUAUCCGCGCGUUUCAACCGAUCCUACGCAGCGCCCCUCGUUUCGCUGUCCGAAGCAGUCAGCAAGUCCGCUUCCUCAACAAGGACACAUCACCAUCGCUGUAUGCUGCCCACGCUGCGGUCACGGGAGCUCGGAAUGGCCACGUCACAGCAGAGAACCUCGAUUUGCAGCUUGGUACCCCCAAGGCAAUGGGAGGCAAAGGCGGAGCAACCAACCCGGAGGAGCUGUUCGCAGCCGGCUAUGGCGCAUGCUUUCAGAGCGCCAUGAACGCUGUUGCACCCAGCCUCAAGGUCAAGCUACCACAGGACAGCGUCGUGGAAACCACGGUGCACCUCAUUGGAUCUCUCAAGGAGCUCGAUAUCGGCAUCAGAGUAGACAUGAAGGUGAAAGUCAAGGGUGCCAAGAAAGAGGACAUCGAGGCACUUGUAGCCAAGACCAAAGAGGUGUGCCCAUAUAGCCGAGCGACGCAGGGCAACGUAGUGACCAACGUGGAAGUCAUGGUUGAAUAGAUAGGAGGUACGAGUCCCGUUUAAAUUUGGUUGCAAGUUGUGUAGUAGUACGGGAUUUUGGCAAAUGGAUCGGGUCGUUGCCUGAGUUACCGCGUGCGGGUAUAUUAUACGUACUGUGUACCUCCGUACCCUUAUGUACAAUGUAAGGUACCUUUAGGAUCCCUGGGCACAGGACGCUAGUGCUGUGCCUUUGGGGCAAAUCCUCCGUUGUCCAAUGAAUCAAAUGAAUGAAAGGAAC